Messenger RNA from Cladocopium goreaui, 5337 nucleotides. The record is from the annotation of a GenBank genome assembly. NCBI's taxonomy places the organism in Eukaryota, Dinophyceae, Suessiales, Symbiodiniaceae.
AUGGCUGAUGGCCAACAAGCACUGGUUGAGACCCAGGAUGCUCAGGUUGCCGCGGCGGUUGCGGAGGACAGCACUUGCGUCAAGUGUGGAUGCAAGAUCGUUGACUUUGACAGUCACAGCUUCCAAUGCCGUCAGUGCUGGAACGUGCACCAGAUCAUGUACCGCCACCUUGGAGGAACUCCUCCCAGUCUGCAAUCGAUGCAACCUGAGGAGCAGAAAAAAAUUUUCAAGGAUGUGGGAAAGCAGCUGAAAGUGACUCCCAAGAAUGCCAGGUGGUCACUUGUUCGAGCUGCCAUGGUCAAGAGCAUCACGCAUUACAAGAAGGAAGAACAGGUGAAUCGCGUCCAGCGCAAGUACUUGCCCUUGUCAGUGCUGGAGAGAAAGGGAUACGACGUGGAAGCUAUCAAGCAGCAUGGAGAUCGACGUGACGACGAGGUCUUCGGAGAAGUUUUUGCAGCACCAAUUCUCACGAUUUCGAAUGAGGAGAUUCGAGGUCAAGUUGAAGAAGAAUUGGCACAGAAGGAGUGGCAUCUCAAAAACAAAAAAAAGACUGCGAAUGUGAAGCGGUCAGCAGCUGUAGCCAAUCAGGCUGGCGAUGAUGUCAUUCCUGUUGAAGAUGAAGUCUGGGAAAUUCCCUCUGAUGAUGAGCAAACACGCGAACCUUUGAGCAAAGCCCCUAAGAAAGGGAACAACAAGGACGAAGAGCAGGCGGCGAAGGACGCCUUGAAGCAAGAGAAAUUGCAGGAGGCAGCAUGGCGAAAGGAGACAGGCAAGGCUACUCGUGUGAUUGCAUCGUUGACUUCCGUUACCCAGAGCUUGGCCAAUGCCAAGGUCCGCACUGGCAACAAUGCCGAGCUCUUCGAUGACUCUGUGCUGAAUGGCAUCACAGAAGCCUUCACGAAGCUGAAAGAUUUGAAAGAUCGCGCCACUGCCUUGAUCAGUGCGACUACGCAGCAAAAGCUGGCAGGGAUGCCGGAGCCCUUUGUGGAGGUUGCUACAGCGCAAGCCGAUGUGAAGGCCGCUCAGCAAGUUCUCGCUGAUGUGCGCAAAGUCUUCAGUGACCGUGCGCAGGCGCAGAAGGCCGCCCGUGGAGCUGCUGGCAAAGCCAAAGCCAAAGCUUCGACGACGAGGAGAGCCAAGGCCAAGGAGAAGAUCCGCAAGGGACUCGCAGUUUCGGGCGCUUCAGAGAGGGCGAUCAACGAUCUGUGGAAUGUGUGGCACGAAGAUGACACAGGUCGAGUCGGUCACGCUCAGUUUGCUCGCAUAGUCCAAGAGAAUUUGGCACCUUGGCAGGCUAUUGUGAAGCCCAUCAGGUUCGAGCUGCUCGAAGGGGAGCAUCUGAGAUUGCCGAUCUGUCAAGUGCGGCCAGUUGUCUUGAAGUUGUGUGAAGAGUCCCCUGCCUUUCGACAAGCGUUGAGGAAAGCUUUACAGCACAACGGAUAUUUGACGCCUGUCUUCUAUUCAGAUGAAUGUACUGCAGGCAACGUCCUUUCAAAUGAGAAACAAAAGAAAGCUGUUCUCUGGUAUAUGUCGUGGCUGGAAUGCUUUCAUCUCCUCAAGGUCCCCACAAUGUGGAUAUGCAUGGCUGCAGUGCAAACGCAAUGUGUGCAAGAAAUAGUGGGCGGUACUUCCGCAGUGAUGACAGCCAUCUUGGCUGAAAAUGUGUCGGAAGAGCUUCAGCGAGGCUUUGCAUUGCCUGUGGGCAUACAGUUUAAGCAAUCCUUAAAAGCUUUCUACGUUGCUGACAUGGAUGCCAUCCGAGGCACAUAUUCUGUGAAGGGAUCCGCUGGUCUUCGACCGUGUAUCCUCUGUGACGUGCUCAAAAAGGAUUCUGGGCUGCUGGAGCACGAUGCCUCCUAUCUCGACAUCAGCGCUUCAUCUGGAUUCAAAUUGAGCUCCGAUGCAGCGAUUUUUCGAGAAUGUGAUAGAAUGAAACAUUGCAGGACCAGGGCACAAUUGGAAAUGCAUGAAAAGGCGACAGGCAUUGUAUAUGAUAACGCAACAUUGAUGUUUUCUCUGUCAGAACGAAGCAAAAUGCCGCCUUCGCGGAUCAUCGCCGACUUCAUGCAUGUGUAUCUUUGUAACGGAGUCGCCAGCUGGGAAGUAGCACUGAUGUUGGAAGCGGUUUACUCCCGGACAUCCUUGACAUUAGACAUCUUGCAAACGGCAGCUGUUUCAGACGCCUGGCGGGCUUCAAAAGGUGCAAAGAAAACUCCUGCGUAUCUCAAGCACCUAUUUUCUCACAAAAACUUUGGCGAAGGAAUUUACAAAGGAGAAGGUCAUCAAACGCGUGCUAUUCUUCCCUUGCUUCGCUAUUACUUAGAAACCAUGAUGGAACCUGCAGGUUCAUUGCCGGUUCCCUGCUGCAAAAGUUUCAAAGUCCUUUGCGACAUCAUUGCUUACGUGCGACACAUUGCACAUGGUUUUCACAGGGUGGACAGCAAAUCCAUGGACCACCUGGAUGCAUUGCAGAAGAUGCACCACAAGCACUUUGGGAUGGCAUAUGAGAAUGGGUUCAAACCCAAGCACCACCACAGACUGCACAUUCCUAGCCAAUGGAUGAGAGCAGGUGUCGUCAUCAGCUGCGAGCCUCUCGAAACGAAGCAUCAAGUUUACAAAGAUGGUUUGGCUGAUAGACAGAAGGGAAAGGUGAGAAACUUCGAGGCCUUUUCCGCGGCAGUCUUGCCCAGGAUGUUGCAAAGGAGUCUCGACACGAUCCUCAAGGCUGGCCUUCCCUUUUGGGAGCUGUUGCCGCCAAUCCACGAGGCCAACCUGGAUGACAAGAUCUUUUUUUCCGCGGCAAGUCUACAGACAAGCCUUCGUUGCCACCUUCUUGCGAGUGAACUUUCCCAAAGUGAUGUGGUGUGUUGGAAGCGUGAGGCUGGCAUUGUUCAAAGAUUUUUCAAUCAUCCUGAACGUGGUCUCUAUGUGCGCUACACCAAGUUGACCAUUGUGGCCACUUGGUCAGAUGAGGACCAGGACCGGCUUGAAGCAUGCCGCGAAUUCUGUCGCAGUGUUUGCAGCCUUUUCGGAUUGGUAGAGCAGACCAAGCCCUUGGCACAGCUGUGGAUCCUCAUCACGAUGAUCGAAUGCAAGCUUGGUGGUUGCAGCGGUGCCGAUAUUACCGAAUCUGGCAUGGCACCGCCAAAGAAGUGGGCACCGUGGGAGGACUGGAACAAGUUGAAUUAUUACCAGCGCAUUGCUUUCUUGAAGGAGAUCCACAUCAUGCAGAAUGUCUUGCCACGGUUGCAGGAUCAUGCUCCAGAACUUUUCAAUGAUGUGUUGACGCUUUGCAAAGAAAUCAGAAGCAUGAUUUCCGGAAAGCUGCAAGAUCUCUUAGAAACCAUCGGCUCCGACAGACAGAAGGAGGUUUUGCAACUGAUUGCGGAAGCGGAUGACCUGGCCCUGCGAAGCCAGAAGAGCUUGGAUGCCUGCAUGGAGGCGGUGCUACCGGAUGCGGAAGCGGAUGCUACCGGCUACCGAAUCCAGAGUUUCUUCUUGCGCCGCAUCACCAUGGCAUCCAGUGACGCUUCCGAAGACGAUGCUCGGGUGUCGAAGAUUGCUGAGUCCCCGGGGGAUCCUCUGGCGGCUGAGUGCAUCCGUGGCACCGCACUAACUCCUUACCUUGCUAGCCAAGUGGCCAGAAUGUCCAUCGCUCACCCUGAAGUCUUGCGUGUGACGCUCGUCCACAAGGCUUUGCAGAGAUGUGGAGGGGCUUUUCGACGCAAUCGGGAGAUGCAUCAUCAGAGUGAGCGAAGCGAAGGGAUCAGCAGGUUUUGGUCCCACUCUUGGCAUGGCAGUCAGUGGCAGAAGGUGCUUACCCUUAUGGUGCUGUACAAUGGUUUGCCCUCGGUGCUCUUCGGCACAUGUGCUGCCUUCAUUGUGAUGUCCUUGUUUUCCCUGGGUUUGUUGCCAGGAUUUGUUCGUGUCGCAGGGCUGCAGAUCCUUUUCUCAACAUGGAGCCUGGUGAUCGGCUUCCUUGUGGCCAUUGCGACGUUUUUUUUCUGGAAACCGCGGCAAGAAGUCUUCUUCGAUCGCAUUUGCAUCAGUGAAAACCCAAAUUUAAAAGCUUUAGCUAUUUUCAGCCUCGCAGGAAUGUUGAAAAAAUCCAGGGAGAUGUUGGUGCUUUGGGACCCCAGUUGGAGUGACCGACUUUGGUGUUUGUUCGAGCUGGCUUCCUUUUUGAAAUGCAAAAACGGUCAGGAGAAGCAAAAAGUGUUGAUCAUGAUGCCAACAUUUGUAGGUCCAUGCUCAAUCACAGCCUUCCUCACAGUUUGUGCUGCCAUGCUGGGUGCGACGACAUUGCCCAUUGAGGGCUUUGCAUCACUGGUGCCUUUCAUUGGUCUAUUGUCUUUUGGAGCUUUGGUUGGAUUCUUUGCCUUGAUGGCCUUUCGCGGAUACUUUCACUCGGUGGACAUCUUGGAAGAAAAGCUUGGCUCCACCAGUUUUGACCAGGUCACUUGUCAUUGCUGCGAAUGCAACCAUCUCAGUGAAACUGGCCAACGUCUCGAGUGUGACCGCGAGGUGUUGAAGCAAUGCGUCAGAAUCUGGUUCGGCAGCACAACAGCCUUUGAGGAAUCUGUUCGCUCAGAAUUGUGUGGCAUUGUUGUCACGGAACUGCGCCAGGAUGUUUUCACCAGAGGCUGGGCGUUGAAAGUAGGCUUGCCAAUACUCUGGGCUUUUAUGGACCUCGCUGCCACCAAUAUAAGAAUUGCAUAUUACGACCUUGCCUUUGAGUUCUUCGCUACUGGUUUAGUUGUAUGGCUGGGUUGCGCGCCCAUCUUAUGUGACUUGGUGGUCUUUCUGACCAGAAGGUACUGCCAGGCCCAGGGUUGUGGAAGUUGGAGUGUAUUUCUGGAUUUCUUCUGGAAGCUUUGGCUGGAGCUCCUGGUGAUUUUGGUGGUGGCUGGGCUUGGUGGGAUCCAUUUCUUGCUUCACAUUCUUUUGCCUCUUCACACGUGGCCUCAGACUUUAGGUCGCGCCGGAGCCUUUGCAGGAUCCAUACUGAUUCUUGGUGUCCUGGUCGAAGUGCUGAAGCGUGCCAGGAGAUGCCAAGGAUUCCACGGCCAAAGGCCGGCGCCAGCGUUUAAUGGAAGUGAUGAUAUCGAUGAAAAUCCACCAAGAUCUGCAGAUAUCGUUUCACUCUAGUGAGCUCCUGUUAGCUCCAGUCUUUUCAACAUGUUUUUUGUCAAUUUUCAUGAAAUUCAUCAAUUUUCAAUUUGCAGAUCCGUUUCAAAAGUGGCACCUCUUUCAAGCCACUGUGCCACCAGGUCCAGCUGCCAAGCAUCGCAGGGCUGAUGUUGCUGUAAGCAGUGAAGAGUUUCAGCAGCAAAAACA